Molecule: messenger RNA, 6984 nt
Organism: Hippopotamus amphibius kiboko
Lineage: Eukaryota; Metazoa; Chordata; Mammalia; Artiodactyla; Hippopotamidae
Product: receptor-type tyrosine-protein phosphatase V-like
Biological process (GO): protein dephosphorylation
Molecular function (GO): protein binding; protein tyrosine phosphatase activity
Source: RefSeq, a predicted model, not a curated record
AUGGCGGCUCCCGCAGCGGUCAGGAGGCGGCACCCGGGCCGUGCAGGGCUGUCGGCUGGAGAAGCAGCUCCGGCGCGGCGGCCUCCGGGCCCCGUCUCAGCACACCACCCCCGCGGCUCCCUUCCCCCACCCGGCCUUCGGCGGGGCUGCCUGGGACACACGGUCCCCUUCCCGCUGCUCCCCAGUUCCAGGGCGGUGCGCCCCGGCUCCUGGUCCCCCGCGGCGGGAGCCCCUCGGGGGGCAGGUGUGUUGGGAGUUCCCACCAGCUCUCGUUCCCGCAGCACCUGGCGGCCCCGGGUCCGAGGCUGCCCCCCCAUAGAACCCCCGAGGCGGGGGUCUCGGGACCUGGGCCCGCUGGACGUGUCCUGCUCCCCUAGCCACGCCCCUCCGCUAUUCUCUGGAGAAGCCCUGACCCCGGGUGCCCCCCCACAGCCCCCAGAUCCUGCGCCAGCCGGGCCGGCCUCCGCUCCGCGCGUCCCUGGCUGUGUGGGGGAGACAGAGGCACCGCGCGGGGACCCGUGCGGAGGAGGACCUGCCGGAGCCUGGCUGGCAGGGCUGGUGGGAGGUGCAGCCCUGUCCCCUGCCCGGCUCUGCCUGCGGCCGAGGGCCCCCCGGACACCCAGUCCCCACAAGCUCCAGCUUCCCGGACGCCUUGUGGGCGCCGCUGGUGCAGUGGACUUUCCUCUACUUCGCAGCCCCCGGGCGCGGCAGGGCCCGUCUGCCUGGGACUCCCGGCCAGGGUGUGGGAGGAACAGUGGGCGACGGGCCACGGGAGCCACCCUGCACAUCUCCUCCUGGUGGCUGUCUGCCCAGGAGUGGGGGUGCCCAAGGCCUGGCUUCAGCAGCAGGAGCGGAGGGGAGGGCCCGGAAGAGAGCCGCCAGGCAGCAGCGGGGGAGCCGGGCCAGCUCGCGCCCUGGAGCCAGGACGCCCGGACCUGUCCUCCGCCUGCCUCUGCCGCCGGCCGGCUCUCCCAAAGGAAUCGUCACAAGGUGCUCGUGGACUCCGGAGGACUCAGGAUGUGGGUGUGUGGGAGUGGCCGCCCCGGGGAGGAGACGCAGCCCUUGCGGUGCUUUCCUGCCGAGUGGAGAGGACUAGCUGUGGGGUUCGUGCUGUCCCCAGCGGGACCCCUUUCUGUGGGAACUCUCGGGAACGGCCCGAGACCCCCACUCCUUACCUUAGGUCGUGCCCCGCUGUACCUCUUCUGCGUAGAUUCUGAACUCGGGUGUUUCCACCGCACUUCUCCAGACUCUGCGGGUCCAGCAAGGGUCAGGGCGUCACGGACCCAGCUGCCUCUGUCCACCCGCAAGGCCGUCUCCCCUGUGCGUCUGGAUCUCGCCCGGACGGCUUCCUGCCUGGAAAGCCAUCUGCUCGAAGAGGGUGGAGGCUUCCUGGCCAAGGUGAGGCGGGCACCAGGGCUGCGGCAGGUGGGGCCCCAGCUCUCGGGGCACCCAGGCCUCCCUCCACCCGCAGCCCCGCGGCUCGUCUGCACUCAGCAGGGUAGAGGCGGCCCCUUUCCACCCCCGACAGGACCGCGGGGCCGUCUGCUCCUGGUCCCGGGUCUCCGCCCCUCGGUGUCCUGCAGUGAUGCCCUUUGGCCACGUCUGGGGGAGCCACCCGAGAGGACAGCCUUUCUCUGGUCCUGGCUCGAGCCCGGAGCCGCUACCUGUCUCCUCCCGCCGCCUGGCCCCUUCCUACAGGAAGACGAGUGCCACUCCCUGGGAGGGGGUCCAGGAGGGGAGAGCGGAGGACCACCUCUGAGGGUGAACGUCAGCACCCAGGGGCGCGCUGCCGGCCUUGCCCUGAGCUGGGCUGCCCGGGGGCCAGGCGGGCCCAGCCGCGCCCUCCGCCUCCACCGCCCGAGCCCCCUUGGCUGCCCUGAGGGGCAGCCGCUCCAGGCCCACACCAGCGGCUCCAGCUGCGCGUUCCAGGACCUGGUGCCCAGAAGUCACUACCGGCUGGAGGUACCGGCCCUGCGCCCCUGCGGGCAGCACGCCACGGUCGUCCUUACUGCCCUCACGGGCGCGUGGCCUGCGGGCCCGGUGACUGCCCGGGGCCUGCAGCUCCGUGGCUCCGGGAGCCUGUCCAGCCUGGUGGCCCCCGGGGAGCGGGAUGGCUACCAGCUUCUCCUCUCCCACCUGGGGUCUGAGGCAGUGGCUUGCGAUGUCUCCACGUCCUCGGGCACCCUGUCCUACAAUUUUAGCGGCCUCUUACCCGGCAGUGGGUAUGUUUUGGAGGUUACCACCUGGGCUGCCAACCUCCACGCGAAGACCAGCACCCACCAGUGGACAGGGGAGGCCACUCCCGUGCCUCCGGGUCAGCUGGCGUUGCGUGCCCUGGACACCCGUGCCCUGCAGGCCUCCUGGAACAGCUCUGGGGGUGCUGCCUGGCUGCACCUGGUGCUCACAGGCCUCCUCGGCGGCUCCAACCUGACGGCGGGGGCCCGGGGGGCCGUCUCCAGGCACACCUUCCCUCUCCUCUCUCCGGGAACCCCAUACGAGCUGACACUCAGCGCCUUGGCCGGGCCCCGCUGGGCAGCGGGGCCCACCGCCACCGAGUGGACCCAUCCCUCAGCCCCCCCGGACCUGCUGCGCGCUCCCCGGCCCCCAGGGCCCUGGGCCAGCUGGAACGCAGGGCCAGGGGCCCGGGACGGCUCCCUGCUCAGGCUGAGUGGGCCGGUGGAGAAGACCGUCCCUCCGGGCCCCGGGGCCCUGAAUGCCGCGUUCCCAGGGCCCCUGCCCUCCGGACACGACGCUCUGGCGCUGAGGGCUCUGGCCGGGCCCCACGCUGCCUGGACCCAGGCCCGCACCUGGCUGGACGAUGCUGCGGCCCAGCGCCCACAGGGCAAUGGUGCUGAGCUGCCCCUGGAGGGGCCAGAGGCCUGCAGCGACCCUGGGAGCCAGGCAGCGCGCUCUAUCGAGGGGGCCCCCGGCCUCCUCAGGAACGUUUCUGGGACACCUGGGCCCCAGGCGCCACAGCCACUGGAGGUCAUCAGCAGGAGCAACCCCUCUGACUUGAGUGUUGGCUGGGCUGCAGCCGCAGGGCAGCGGGAAGCCUACAGGGUCAGCUGGCACCAGGCGGGCAGCCAGAGUUCACUGGGUGGUCUUGUCGACUUGGGCCCAGGUCGUUCCAGCCUGACGGUGAGGGGUCUCGUGCCUGGCUCCUGCUACGCCGUGUUGGUGUGGACCUGGGCGGGGAGCCUCAGCUCCAGCCUCCAGAGGGCCCGCGCCUGCACCCUCCCUGCGCCUCCCGCCAACCUGAGCCUGGGCCCGGCCGCCGGCCUCCUGCCUGCGGGCUGUCUGGAGCCCCUCAGCGGGGGCAGGGACGGCUUCCUCCUGAGGCUCUACCGCCUGAGGCCCCUGGCUCUGGAGGGCGAGGAGACCCUGCGCCCCGAGGUGCAGAGCUUCUCCUGGGCCCCGCCGGCUCCCGGCACCGAGCUUCUGGCGUGGCUGGCCACCCUGCGGGGGCCGGACCAGAGCAGCGGCACCAACGCCACGGGCUGGACACGCCGCGGGGUUGGCCGCGGUUGCUCCCUGACCCUCGGGCGCCGGGACACCCCUCGCCCAUGGCCUGGGGUCCUUGGGGCCUUGGCCCUUCCCACUGGGAAGGUGGGCAGAACCUGGGCUCUGCUCCUGGGCGGCUGCCGCGGGGGGCCCUCACGCUCUCUCGUGGCCAAGGGCGGGGAGAGGAGGAAGCCGAGCCCCAGGGAAGGCUCUCGGCCCCUGAGGGGCGUCGGGGGCCCGUUCAGACGGCGGGGCCCAGGGUCCGCGCCCCACGCCAGCACCAGAGAGGAGCGGGGGGCGGGGGGCCAGGAAAGAGUCACAGUUACUGAAGCGCAGGACGUGCCACACGUGAGACCCGCAGCCCCGGGGCCGCACGGCGGGGCCCAGAAGCCCCCCGGGGGCCCGAGCCCGGCUCUCCCCCUCGCCCCUCCCCUGGUGAAUGUGACCAGCAAAGGCCCCACCCCGCUCCGGGCAUCCUGGGCCCACGCGCCGGGGGGCCGGGACGGCUACCGUGGGAUGCUGUGGACGGUGCCCGCGGGGGACGUGGACAGCUGACUGGUGGCGGCGGAGCAGCUGACUGCGGGGGGCGCCCACCUCGUCUUCCAGGCCGACACCUCCGGGGACGCCCUCCUGCUGCCCCGCCUGGCGCCCGCCGCGCUCUCCGUGCGGGGCAGGAGCGGCCUGCGGAGCCGGGCGGGCAGCCUGGUGGGCACCACGGCUGCCGAGCCGUGGCACCCCCUGGAGCCGGCGGCGGCCCCCCAGCUGGAGCCCGAGGCGGGCAUGGGCGUGCGGGUCGCCAGGGGCAUGUUUGGCGACGAGGACGGGCAGAUCCAGUGGUACGGCGUCAUCGCCUCCACCAACCUGUCCCUGGCCCGGCCUCCCCGCGAAGCCCUCAACCACACGUGGUACGACCACUACUACGGGGGACGCGACUCCUACCUGGCCAUCCUGCUCCCCAACCCCUUCUACCCAGGGCCUUCGGCCGUGCCGACGUCCUGGGUGGUGCCUGUGGGGACAGAGGACUGCGGCCAGACCCAGGACAUAUGUAAGGGGCAGUUCAAGCCGGGUGCCCGGUAUCGGUUCAGUGUCGCGGCCUUUACCAGGUACAGUUCUGAGACCCUCAUCUCCUUUUCAGCCUUCUCAGAGCCCCGGGCCGGCGUGCCCCGGGCAGCCAUUCCCCUCCCGGCGGUGGAGGGGGUGGUGGCCGGCGGCCGCCUCGCCCUCAGCGCCGCGCUGGGCCUGCUGUGCUGGAGGCGGGUGAAGGGGCAGAGGGCGGCGGCUCCCUGGGCAGGUCUCCCCUCCUCGGCCGCUGUCACGCCCCUGCCACCCUGCUCGCGGCGGCCCCGGCCCCUCCCGGCCCCUCGGCCGGCACCUCCGGACUCCCGUCCUGCAGUCUCCACCUCGCCCCUGACCGACCACCUGGGCGGUUUCAGAGCCGCCCUCGGGAUCCGGGGACGGGGCCUCAGAGACCCGCGCCCGCGUGUGGCCCUGCCCGCCCCGCCCCCGCCGCCUGGCCCCCGGCGAGAGCCCAGGGCAGACCCUGUGCCCCUGGGCCGGCGCCUGCUCCCCCGGCCCCGCAGGUGGACCCGCCGGCCCAUCCCCGCUCACCGCUCCCCGAGCAACGAGGCCGAGAGCGCCCACGCCCGCCAGGCUCUCCUCCGGGAGCCCGAGGAGCUGGAGGGGGUGGGCGAGGCGCGGCCGCGGCUGGAGGCCGAGAACCGCCACCCGCACGUGCUGCCCUACGAGCACGCGCUGGUCAGGCCGACCGCGCUGGACGGAGAGCCCCGCGGCUACAUCAGCGCCAGCUUCCGCCCGGGCUACGCCUGCCCGCAGGAGUUCAUCGCCACCCAGGGGCCUCUCAAGAAGACCCUGGAGGACUUCUGGCGGCUGGUGUGGGAGCAGCAGGUCCGGGUCAUCGUCCCGCUGACCGUGGGCGUGGAGAGCGGGCGGGUGCUGUGUGAGCACUGCUGGCCAGACGACUCCACCCCUGUCACCCACGGUCACAUCACCAUCCACCUGCUGGCCGAGGAGCCCGAGGACAAAUGGACCACGCGGGACUUCCAGCGGCAGCACGCUGCCCAGCACCCGCCGCAGGCGGUGAAGCAGCUGCAGUUCACGGCCCGGCCGGACCACCGCGUCCCCGAGGCCCGCUCCCUGCUGGCUUUGGCGGCCCUGGUUCGGGAGGAGGCGAGGGCCGCCCCGGGCGCGGGGCCCAUCCUGGUGCACUGCAGGGGAGGCUCUCUGACUCGCAGCACGGGCGUGGGCCGCUCGGGCGCCUUCGUGGCCCUGCCGCGGCUGCUGCCGCAGCUGGAGGAGGAGCAGACGGUGGACGCGUCCCACACGGUGGUGUACGAGCUGCGCCUGCACCGGCCCCUCGGGGUCCAGACCCCGAGCCAGUACGUCUUCCUGCACAGCUGCCUCCUGAGCAGCAUCCUGGAAGGGCCCCCAGGCGCCUCUGGGCCGCGGCCCAUCCCCGUGAGGAGCUUCGCCUGGGCGUGCGUGGAGAGGACCGCCGACGGCAAUGCCGGCUUCCUGGGGGAGCACGAGGUGGCGGGGCCGGGCGGCAGCACGCCGGGUCCCUUCGUGCCCGCACUUCUGCGCCCGCCCGCCUCACCCUCACGGCGCCUGCCCUGCCCCCAGCUCCUGCUCCAGGACCUCGAGGACCAGGCCGGAUCCGCGGCAGCCCCUCCCGGCUGUGGGCAGGAUGGCACGGCCUCCCGUGAGAGCGGAGGACAGCGGUUGUCGCGGGCGGCCGGCUCCGGUGAGGACGGCCCUGCUGCCGAGAUGCUUGACGCCUGGCUCUUCCCUGGCGGGCCCUCUGGCCGCGACCCCCUGGUGCCGACCGGCCCUGCGGGGCCCGCCGAGCUCUGGGAGCUGCUGUGGGAGCCCGGGGCCCGCUUGCUGGUCUCCCUGUGCCUGCCCGACCCCCGGGAGGCGGGGUGGGAGACCCGGCCCCGUGGCGCGGACGCGCUGGCCGUGCGCUGGGUGGCUGAGAGCAGUGCUGCAGGCCGGCCCUGCGCCCUCCUCAGCGUCGCACACGGAAGCGGGGCCAGGGGGAGCGGGAAGGAGAGGCCGGUGCGGGGCCUGCGGUUUCCCUGCUGGGGGCCGGGGCGGGAGCCCCCCGCUGCGAGCCUGCUGCCCCUCCUGGCUGCCGUGGGCCGGUGCUGCUCCCGGGACGCGGACGCCGAGACGCCGGGCGUGCUGCUGGGCGGCCGGAGCAGCGGGCACAGCCCUCCCUGUCUCCCGGCGUGUGGCAGGGGUGCCCUCCAACGCGAGGUCAAUUGCAGCAAGGGUGUGGCCCAGCUGGGCACCUUCUUGGCCACGGACCAGCUGCUGCAGCAGGCCGGGGCCGAGGGCACCGUGGACGUCUUCACCGUGGCCUUGCAGCAGUCACGGGCCUGUGGCCUCAUGACCCCGACGCGGGAGCAGUACAUCCACCUCCACAGCUGUCUCAACAGCGCGCUCGCAGGUGGGCUGCCUUGA